Molecule: messenger RNA, 6522 nt
Organism: Cricetulus griseus (Chinese hamster)
Lineage: Eukaryota; Metazoa; Chordata; Mammalia; Rodentia; Cricetidae
Source: RefSeq, a predicted model, not a curated record
CUCCUGAAGCGGUGGCGGUGUCCGCUGGUCGCUGGGGCGGUGAUGGAGGAUCCUGUUCAAGAUGGGGUGGCUGCGGCACCCUCCGGGACCGGGAAAUCCAAGCUGGAGACGUUGCCUAGAGAAGAUCUCAUCAAGUUUGCCAAGAAGCAAAUGAUGCUGCUACAGAAAGCUAAAGCAAGGUGUACAGAAUUAGACAAAGAAAUUGAAGAACUCAAAUCAAAACCUGUUGAUGGAGGAACUGAUGAUAUUAUUAAGGUACUUACUGAGCGCCUGGACACUCUUCUUCUGGACAAAGCAGAGACUGAACAACAGUGUCUGUGUCUGAAAAAGGAAAAUAUUAAAAUGAAGCAAGAGGUUGAGGAUUCUGUAACAAAACUGGAGGAUACACACAAAGAGUUUGAACAGUCACAGAGAAACUAUGUAAAUGAAAUUGAAAGCUUGAAAAAUGAAUUGAUGGCAGUGCAGUCAGAGCACAGUAAAGAAAAAGCCAGCUUACAACAAGAACUGGAAGAAGCUGCAAAUAAACAAUUGGAGCUUUUAGAACAGCUUAAAUCUCAAAGUGACUCCGAAGAUAGAGUUAAACAACUACAAGAAGAGAUUCAUAACAUUACUGCAAGAUUUGAGGAACAAGUUUUAUGUCUACAAAAGCAGUUAGAAGCUACCAAUGAUGAAAAAAAGCAAGAGAUUAUUCAUCUCCAAAAAGUCAUUGAGGAGAACACUCGGCAAUACCAAAAAGAUAUUGAUACUUUUCAAGAAGAGAUUUUGCAGCUGAGAGCUGCACACAAAGAAGAAGUCAAUGAGCUGAUGUCUCAAAUGGAAAUAUUGGCUAAAGAACAUGAAGCAGAAAUAAAUAAGCUAAAAGACAACAGAGUGCAACAGUGUGAGGGAAGUGAGAACAAUCAGGAGAAAUACCAUUGUGAAUUGGAAAACUUAAAUGAAGGCACCUCAGAUUCAAAACAGGAGAACCAACAUCACUCUUUGCCCUUACAAGAAGAUACUUUUGCAGAACAAACAGUAAAUGAUAAAGUCAGACAGUUGGAAGACUCUUUAAAAGAACUGGAAUCUCAACAUAGUAUCUUAAAAGAUGAGGUGACUUACAUGAAUAAUCUAAAGUUAAAACUUGAAAUGGAGGCCCAACAUAUAAAAGAUGAGUUUUUCCAUGAACGAGAAGACUUGGAGUUUAAAAUUAAUGAACUGCUGCUGGCUAAAGAAGAACAGGGCUAUAUAGUAGAAAAAUUAAAAUAUGAACAAGAGGAUUUAAAUAGACAGCUUUGCUGUGCUGUGGAACAGCAUAACAAAGAAAUACAGCAUCUUCGGGAAGUCCAUCAGAAAGAAAUCUCUGAGCUUAGUGAGACGUUCAUGUCAGGUUCAGAAAAAGAAAAAUUAGCAUUAAUGUUUGAAAUACAGGGUCUUAAGGAACAGUGUGAAAAUCUACAUCAUGAAAAGCAAGAAGCAAUCCUAAAUUAUGAGAGUUUACGAGAGAUGAUGGAAAUUUUACAAACAGAACUAGGAGAAUCUGCAGGAAAAAUAAGUCAAGAGUUUGAAACAAUGAAGCAACAGCAAGCGUCUGAUGUUCAUGAGCUUCAGCAGAAGCUGAGAACUGCUUUUAAUGAAAAAGAUGCUCUUCUUGAAACUGUGAAUUGCCUCCAACGAGAAAAUAAAAAGUUACUAUCUCAUCAAGAGUUAGUACCUGAACUUGAAAGUACCAUAAAGAGCCUUAAGGCAGACAAUAGCAUGUACUUAGCCAGUCUUGGUCAGAAAGAUACUGUGUUACAAGAAUUAGAAGCAAAGAUAAGUUCUCUUGCUGAAGAAAAAGAUGAAUUUGUAAGUAAGAUGAAAACUUGCCAUGCCGAGAUAGAUAAUCUCCAUCAGAAAUGGGAAAGGGAACAGAGAUUGACCAUUGAACUCAGGGAAGCGGCAGAGCAAACCACCCAGCACAACAGUGAGCUGAGACAAAGAGUAGAUGAAUUAACAGGGAAACUAGAUGAAAUAUUAAGAGAAAGGAGUCAAAAUGACCAAAGCAUUAUGGUUCAAAUAAAAACUAUGACUGAAGACCAAGAAGCAUUGUCAUCUAAAAUCCAGUCUCUUUAUGAGGAGAACGAUAAACUACUGACUGAAAAGGUCCAGUUGAGUAGGGAUUUGGAAACUCUUCAAUCUCAAAAAGAUUUUGCCCAUAAAGAACAUGUGACUGAAUUAGAAGAAAAACUCCAGUUAAUGGUUGAAGAGCGAGAUAACUUAAAUAAAGUGUUUGAAAAUGAGCAAGUUCAGAAGUCAUUUGUCAAAACUCAGUUAUAUGGCUAUCUUAAACAAAUGGGGCCAAACAUUUUAGAAGAAAACGAAGAGGAAGAUGUUGUAAAAGUUCUUCAAGCUGUAGGUGAAUCCUUAGCAAAAAUAAAGGAAGAAAAACAUAACUUGGUCUUUGAAUACGACGAGCGAGUAUUAGAAUUAGAAAGAAAGAUUAAGUGCCUUCAAGAAGAAAGUGUAGCUCAACAUGAAGAGCUUACAGCUUUACUUAAAGACUCUGAGCAGGAGAAAAUUCUCUUAAGGAAAGAAUUAGAAGAAACCACGUCAUCAAAAGAGACCUUGCAACUUGAUCUUCUAGAAAUGAAGAAUGCUAAUGAAAAAACAAGCCUUGAAAAUCAGACUCUCUUAGCUCAAGUUGAAGAAUUAUUUCAGACAUUACACAGCCAAAAUGAAGUCCGUAAUGAAAAGCUUCUUGUAAUAGAACAUGAAAACCUGAAGCUAUUGCUUGAACAAAGAGAAUCUGAACUACAAGACCUGAGAGCAGAAUUGAUACAGCUAAAGGAUUCCUUAGAGAAAUCGCCUUCUGUAAAAAAUGAUCAACUCUCAUUGGUAAAAGAACUGGAAGAAAAAAUAGGAAGUCUGGAAAAAGAAUCCAAAGACAAGGAUGAGAAAAUAAGUAAGAUAAAACUAGUUGCUGUAAAAGCAAAGAAAGAACUAGACUCUAACAAGAAAGAGGCCCAGACACUGAGGGAAGAACUUGAAUCUGUCCGGUCAGAAAAGGACCGCCUGUCUGCUUCUAUGAAGGAGUUCAUCCAAGGAGCAGAAAACUAUAAGAACCUUUUGUUAGAAUAUGAUAAGCAGUCAGAACAGCUGGAUGUGGAAAAAGAACGUGCUAAUAAUUUUGAACAUCACAUAGAAGACCUUACCAAACAAUUAAGAAAUUCAACUUGUCAGUGUGAAAAGCUAAAUUCAGACAACGAGGAUCUCCUGGCUCGUAUUGAGACACUGCAGUCUAAUGCCAAGUUGUUAGAAGCACAGAUUUUAGAAGUCCAGAAAGCCAAAGGAAUAGUAGAUAAAGAACUGGAAGCUGAAAAACUUCAGAAAGAGCAGAAGAUAAAGGAACAUGUCAGUACUGUAAAUGAGCUUGAAGGACUCCAACUUCAAUUUGAAAAGGAAAAGAAGCAGCUUCAGAAAACCAUGCAAGAACUAGAGCUGGUUAAAAAGGAUGCCCAACAAACCACAUUGAUGAAUAUGGAAAUAGCAGAUUACGAACGUUUGAUGAAAGAAUUAAAUCAGAAGUUAACAAAUAAAAACAGUAAGAUAGAAGAUUUGGAGCAAGAAAUAAAAAUUCAAAAACAGAAGCAAGAAAACCUACAAGAAGAAAUGACUUCCCUGCAGACUUCAGUACAGCACUCUGAAGAAAAAAACACCAAAAUCAAACAGCUCCUUGUGAAAACCAAAAAGGAACUGGCAGAUUCAAAGCAAGCAGAAGCUGAUCACUUACUACUCCAAGCAUCUUUAAAGGGUGAGCUGGAAGCAAGCCAACAGCAAGUAGAAGUCUAUAAAAUUCAACUGGCUGAGAUAACAUCUGAGAAACACAAAAUCCAUGAGCACCUGAAGACUUCUGCAGAGCAGCACCAGCGCACACUGAGCGCAUACCAGCAGAGGGUGGCGGCACUUCAGGAAGAGAGUCGUACUGCCAAGGCAGAACAAGCUGCUGUCACCUCUGAAUUUGAGAGCUACAAAGUCCGAGUUCAUAACGUUCUAAAACAGCAGAAAAAUAAAUCUGUGUCUCAGGCGGAAACUGAGGGAGCUAAACAAGAAAGGGAACACCUGGAAAUGCUGAUUGACCAACUGAAAAUCAAGUUACAGGAUAGCCAAAAUAGUUUACAAAUCAAUGUAUCAGAACUCCAGACACUGCAGUCUGAGCAUGACACUCUGUUGGAGAGGCACAACCGGAUGCUGCAGGAGACUGUGACCAAAGAGGCAGAACUUCGGGAAAAGUUGUGUUCAGUUCAAUCCGAGAACACUGUGAUGAAGUCUGAACACGCCCAGACAGUGUGCCAACUGACAGCCCAGAAUGAAGCACUCCGUAACAGCUUCCGAGACCAAGUCCGACAUUUGCAGGACGAGCACAGAAAGACCGUGGAGACCCUGCAGCACCAGCUCUCCAAAGUGGAAGCUCAGCUCUUCCAGCUCAAGAGUGAGCCAUCCACAAGAAGCCCUGCUUCUUCCCACCAACCUUUGAAAAACCCUCGAGAAAGAAGAAACACAGACCUCCCGCUUCUGGACAUGCACACUGUGGCCCGAGAGGAGGGAGAAGGAAUGGAGACAACUGACAGCGAGUCUGUGUCUUCGGCUGGCACACACAUUCCAUCUUUAGAACAGCUGCUUAGUUCUCCUGACACCAAGCUUGAACAGCAUCUUGCAGAACCCUCUUUAUGGCAUGCUGAAUUUACCAAAGAAGAAUUGGCUGAGAAGCUCAGCUCCACCACAAAGAGUGCAGAUCACCUAAAUGGACUGCUUCGGGAGACAGAGGCCACCAACGCCAUCCUAAUGGAGCAAAUCAAGCUUCUCAAAAGUGAAAUAAGAAGACUGGAAAGAAAUCAGGAGCGAGAGAAGUCUGUAGCUAACCUGGAGUACUUGAAGAAUGUCUUGCUGCGGUUCAUUUUCCUGAAGCCCGGUAGUGAAAGAGAGAGGCUUCUUCCUGUUAUAGACACAAUGCUGCAGCUGAGCCCUGAAGAAAAGGGAAAGCUUGCCACGGUGGCUCAAGGUGAGGAAGAAAGUGCUUCCCGUUCUUCUGGAUGGGCAUCCUAUCUGCAUAGUUGGUCUGGACUUCGAUAGGUUGAUGGAAACUCAACAGAAUUCAUUUUGGGGAAAAAAUGGCUAUCAUUAUUUGAUCAGGAAGUAUUCAUACCUGUUAACAUCCUCUAAUGAUUGUAUAUAUGUAAAACAGAUGUAUUUAGAAUCUCAACUUUUAGAAAAAGGACAACAACUUGAAGAAAUGGUACCAGUCAUUCACAGCCCUCUAACUCAGCACCGUGGCCUCAGUCUCUGUGAUCUCCCAUGCACAGAGAAAAUUGUUCAUUCCUGCACUCUGGAACCCUGGGAGCCACUCAUUUCUAAGUAGUACUGUGAAUUUUAAAAUUGAACUGAAUUUUGGUACCAUAUCAACUGGGGAACUGAAGCUUUUAAAAUAAUGUUUCAAGAUUAAGGAAAUGCUUUCUGGGUAAGGUUGACAUGUUUGUUAAGGGAUUAUGAAGUAAAUAUGCUACAGUUAAUUAUGAGGCUAAGUUAAAUUGCAAUUUAGUCAAUUGCUUUACAAUAACCCCCGCCCCCCAUUUGUUAUUUCAAAACUUACCCUGGUACUGGCAAUGUGACCCUGACAUUGAGUAGAUGGGCCCCCCCUCUCAGCUGAUGUGUUUCCAUGGUGUCUCCAGGCUCUUAGUGUGCUAUGCUGCCAUUACUCCCAAGCCAUGAGCCUAUUUUGAGAAUUCCCUGCAUCUCAGAACAGUGACUGUCUUAACUCAGCAUUAAAUCUACACAUGACCCUGGUGCUCCCAGUGUUGUUCAGGUAGGCUUGUUCCCUAAGCAUGACCCCCAGGGGGCUCAGGCUCACUGGUGAUGAAUAAGCCUAGCUGGGGGAGUGUUACUUGCCUUUAUGUCUAUUGAUUAGAUUAAAAUUGUGCUCUUAAAUCAAAUUUGGGUAUUAUAUUUUAAUAUAUAAUUGUUAGUAAAUAACCACAUAGUGCUCUCUGGAGUUACGAAGCUUACGGUUUCUUCUUUGAUUUUCAGUCUCAGCUAGAAACCUGACUCUGUACUCAGUCACUGUGAAUAUUGCUUUCCAACCUGGUUGAGCUGAAAUUUGCUGCUGACACGUUGAGUUUGUUCUCUAAAAGCUAUUUUCUCUCAGUGUUCGCUCCUCCUGUGUUAGGACAGACCUAACUAGUGAAUGUAUUGAUUAAAUGCAUCUAUCUCACAGCUGACUUUACAAGUUGAGUUUUUUUUAACUUCAUAAACUGUGAAUAUGAGUAUGCCAAGUGGCAUUUGAUGUAAUUUUAGUAAUAUUUAAAUAAAUUCCACUUUUUCUUUGGGCCUACUAUACCUUUUGAAGUCUGUAUAAACUUGUUUUGAAAUCUAGUCUGUUCAUAUGAAUAUAAUAAAAAUGCCUUUUGCAUGGUAAAAAUUACUUUGAUUACAAAAGACAUACAUGCUUUUUUGUGACCAGCAAUAAGGAACUAUAAUGAUUGAUAUUUCUAUUAAAUGCAUUUAACUGUA